This is a messenger RNA of Drosophila busckii, 425 nucleotides long. RefSeq names its product protein C10. The transcript has a single exon. Lineage: Eukaryota; Metazoa; Arthropoda; Insecta; Diptera; Drosophilidae. The coding region runs from base 55 to 405 and encodes 116 amino acids. Gene Ontology annotation, biological process: post-embryonic development. The record is from RefSeq and is a predicted model, not a curated record.
UCAUCGCUAGGGCUAAAUAGAAUUUUGUUUAUUAAUUAAAAUUGGUAUAAAAAUAUGUCGUACCUGGCCAGCUUUAAUAAUGAGAGCGCCAAACAAAUACUGAUGGAUAUAAUACGCACCGUUAACCAGCCGGACAACUCCAAGAAGCUCUCCGAAGCAAAAGCCUCAGCUGGCAAGGAGAUGAUACUCAUGAUGCAGUACGUAUUCCCAUUGGUAAUGCAGCUGCAGCUGGAAGUGAUCAAAAUGCAUGGAUUCCCUGGUAACCGCGAAGGUCUGGUGCAGUUCUCGCAACUGAUAAGAGAGAUGGAACGCGAUGAUACGGAGAUAGCAAGGCUACGCAGCCAGAUACGUGCAAUAUAUCUGCCCCCAAUUGCUAUUAACACUACCAACGAUAUACUCAUUUAAUCGUUGAAUAGCAGGAGUGG